AGCAAUUCCUAACAGGCGCAUCUGAAAUAUGGCAAAGGAGCAAGAAGUUCAAAUUCCCAGAGUGAAACUUGGAACUCAGGGUCUUGAGGUUUCCAAGUUGGGAUUUGGCUGCAUGGGACUGACAGGAAUUUACAACGAUCCUGUCUCGGAUGAAGUCGGCGUAUCAAUCAUCACCGAUGCGUUCGGCAAGGGGAUAACGUUCUUCGACACGUCGGAUUUCUAUGGCCCGAAAACUAAUGAAAUUCUUGUUGGGAAGGCAUUGAAGAAGUUGCCUCGCGAGAAGGUGCAGUUAGCUACCAAAUUCGGGGCAAUGUUGUCCGAGGGAUACACUGUGGUGAUAAAAGGAACGCCUGAAUAUGUCCGGUCAAGCUGCGAGGCCAGCCUCAAGCGCCUUGAAGUCGACUACAUAGAUCUCUAUUACGUGCAUCGAAUCGACACAUCGGUCCCAAUAGAGGAAACUAUGGAGGAACUGAAGAAGUUGGUGGAAGAGGGAAAAGUGAAGUAUAUUGGCUUGUCGGAAGCCAGCCCGGACACCAUACGGAGAGCGCAUGCAGUUCAUCCCCUCACUGCCUUACAAAUUGAGUGGUCGCUCUGGACUCGUGACAUCGAGCAAGAUAUCGUCCCUCUCUGCAGGGAGCUUGGGAUCAGCAUAGUGCCUUAUAGCCCUCUCGGUCGCGGGUUCUUUGGUGGCAAGGGAGUAACAGGAACUAUGCCUGAGAAAAGCUUUCUGGAAAGGCAUCCCAGGUUUCAACCGGAGAAUUUGGAGAAGAACAAAAUCUUUUACACCCGAAUCGAGAAGCUAGCAAACAAGCAUGGUUGCACCCCGAUCCAGCUCGCACUGGCAUGGGUGCUCCAUCAAGGGGACGAUGUCGUGCCGAUCCCGGGAACGACCAAGAUAAAGAACCUGGACAUCAACAUCGGUUCCUUGCGAGUGAAGCUCACAGAGGAUGAUGUGAGAGAGAUAUCGGAUGCUGUGCCGAUCGAUGAGGUCGCCGGGGGCAGUAUUCACGAAGGGUAUGCUCGUUACUCGUGGCGGUAUGCGGACACGCCCCCGAGAGGCGGGAAAUCAUCAGCCUAGACUUUCGUUCCGUUUCAUGGAGCAUUGUUUGGCUCUCUGCAUAGUUCUUUUUCCCGUCUGUAACCGAGGUCUGAAAUCGAUCAUGGGAUCGAUGGAAAAA
This is a messenger RNA of Rhodamnia argentea, 1178 nucleotides long. Its product is annotated as perakine reductase-like. Bases 29 to 1078 code for a protein of 349 amino acids. The transcript is spliced from 7 exons. Lineage: Eukaryota; Viridiplantae; Streptophyta; Magnoliopsida; Myrtales; Myrtaceae. Gene Ontology annotation, cellular component: cytoplasm. The record is from RefSeq and is a predicted model, not a curated record.